Coniosporium apollinis CBS 100218 is the source of this 1083-nucleotide messenger RNA. RefSeq lists its product as uncharacterized. Lineage: Eukaryota; Fungi; Ascomycota; Dothideomycetes. Gene Ontology annotation, molecular function: phosphoric diester hydrolase activity. The record is from RefSeq and is a predicted model, not a curated record. Gene Ontology annotation, biological process: lipid metabolic process. The coding region runs from base 1 to 1083 and encodes 360 amino acids. The transcript has 5 exons.
AUGGUCCUUACUUUGGCGACAAAAGAGAUGGAGCUCACCAACAUCCCGUCUGAUACCGCGAACGUAGACCUUAGUAGUAACAGUACCCCCUCGAACUGGCUACGAGAAAACUACUAUGGAUCUCUGUUGGACCAAGCCGCGGUGUUGUUGCGACCUGGACCGAAGAAAGAUGUGCUGGGUCACUUUACGCUCCUUGUACUAGAGAGUCAGCCUGUCAUCACAUCUCUCUUUAUCUUUACGUUUCUCAUCCAGCCGUGGGCACCAGAGGAUCAACGACCACACCCCCAUCAUCCCACCCCGCGACAUCAUCCCCAUCAUGGUCCAUCUGCACAACGACUACUGGCGAGGGGGGCCCUCUUCUCGGCUCUCGCGGCCGUCUGCACAGGCGUAGAAGCCGACGCCUGGCUCAUCGAUGACGAGCUGUUUGUAGGCCAUGACCGCGCAUCACUGACUCCCUAUCGCACGUUCCGUAACCUCUACAUCAAUCCGCUUGUUGAGAUCCUCCGCCGCCAGAACCCUUAUAACGUGUACAACAAGUCCGACCCCCUUGCCCGAGCGCGCGGUGUCUUCGGCACCAGCCCCAACACCACGCUCGUCCUCCUCGUGGAUGUGAAGACCGACGCCUCAACCACCUGGCCCAACAGCUCCAAGCCGUGUUACCACAGCAAGCAGAACAUCUUGCCGCAGCCGACCACAGUCGUCGGAACCGAAAAAAUCGACAGAGAAACCUGCCACGCGAACCGGAACUGGGAGGCCAGCGAUGCCUUCAUGGAUGCGCGAGUUGGCGUCCUAUCGACGACGAAUAAGUUCCGCUGGCACCCUGGUGGCUCGAGCGCAGAGACGUUGUAUUAUCUGAAGAGCUCGUACUAUGCGAGCGCGAGCUUCAAGGACGCGGUAGGCGACGUCACGCUCGGCUUCAGCGAACGGCAGCUUGCAAUUGUAAGGGAGCAGAUUCGGAUCGCGGAGUUGAGUAAUUUGCAGACGGGGUACUGGGAUUGUCCGUCAUGGCCAAUUGGACUGGUCUUCCGCAAGAUGGCCAUUACUUUGAACCGGCAGUUUGGCAUCUAUAGUGUGUGCCUCUAA